Messenger RNA from Mus pahari (shrew mouse), 1587 nucleotides. It is a transcript of the gene Wnt5b, whose product is annotated as Wnt family member 5B. NCBI's taxonomy places the organism in Eukaryota, Metazoa, Chordata, Mammalia, Rodentia, Muridae. Gene Ontology annotation, cellular component: extracellular region. Gene Ontology annotation, molecular function: frizzled binding; cytokine activity. Gene Ontology annotation, biological process: cell fate commitment; neuron differentiation; canonical Wnt signaling pathway. The coding region runs from base 104 to 1222 and encodes 372 amino acids. The record is from RefSeq and is a predicted model, not a curated record. The transcript is spliced from 5 exons.
AGAGAUAGUGUGGAAGUCAAACCAUGUCUUUCUUGAGAGCAGGCGCUGCUGGGGCUCCCUGAAUGGCGGCUAGGUGCCAAGAGGGAGUUCCCCACUUUGGAAGAUGUUGGUCCCAGGGCAUUGGGAUGGGUUGAGGCCAGCCAUGCCCAGCCUGCUGCUGCUGGUCGUGGCAGCUCUGCUCUCCAGCUGGGCACAGCUGCUGACUGAUGCCAACUCCUGGUGGUCGCUAGCUCUGAACCCGGUGCAGAGACCGGAGAUGUUCAUCAUUGGCGCUCAGCCCGUGUGCAGUCAACUUCCUGGGCUUUCCCCAGGCCAGAGAAAGCUGUGUCAGCUGUAUCAGGAGCACAUGUCCUACAUCGGGGAGGGAGCCAAGACGGGCAUCAGAGAGUGCCAGCACCAGUUUCGACAGAGGCGCUGGAACUGCAGCACCGUGGACAAUGCAUCUGUCUUUGGCAGAGUUAUGCAGAUAGGUAGCCGGGAGACUGCCUUCACGUAUGCAGUGAGCGCUGCUGGCGUGGUGAAUGCCAUCAGCCGAGCCUGCAGAGAGGGUGAGCUGUCCACCUGUGGCUGCAGCCGUGCUGCAAGGCCCAAGGACCUGCCUCGGGACUGGCUGUGGGGUGGCUGUGGAGACAACGUGGAGUACGGCUACCGCUUUGCCAAGGAGUUUGUGGAUGCCCGAGAGCGUGAGAAGAACUUUGCCAAGGGAUCGGAGGAGCAGGGCCGGGCCCUCAUGAACCUACAGAACAAUGAGGCUGGCCGCCGGGCCGUGUAUAAGAUGGCUGAUGUCUCCUGCAAAUGUCACGGAGUCUCCGGGUCCUGCAGCCUCAAGACCUGCUGGCUCCAGCUGGCGGAGUUCCGCAAGGUGGGGGACCGCUUAAAGGAGAAGUACGACAGCGCCGCGGCCAUGCGCAUCACCCGCCAGGGCAAGCUGGAGCUGGCCAACAGCCGCUUCAACCAGCCCACCCCGGAGGACCUGGUCUACGUGGACCCCAGCCCUGACUACUGCCUGCGCAAUGAGACCACGGGCUCCCUGGGCACUCGGGGUCGCCUCUGCAACAAGACCUCAGAGGGCAUGGAUGGCUGCGAGCUCAUGUGCUGCGGCCGCGGCUAUGACCGCUUCAAGAGCGUCCAGGUGGAACGCUGCCACUGCAGGUUCCACUGGUGCUGCUUUGUCAGGUGCAAAAAAUGCACGGAGGUUGUGGACCAGCAUGUCUGUAAGUGACUGCACAUGGCCUUCAGGUCGCUCCUCUCUGCCUCACAAAAGUCUAUAUUAUAUAAAUCUAUCUAAAUAUAUUUUAUAUUUGUACAAAUGGAUGGAUGGAUGAUUAAUAAUCAAGAGAAGAAAGUGGAGAGGAAGAGCUUGGGAGAUGCUGGCCCUCUGUGAGGACUGGGAGAGAAACGGGUUCUCCCCAUUUUCUGGCCAGGACUUUUGGGACAUGGGCUUGAGUGUCUGUGCGCCAUAGCCUCCAGGAGACAGGUGGGGAUUAGAUGAAGGAAAUGGGCCUGUUUUGGAUCUACAGUCCUGUGGGGAAGAUGAGUGUCUGUGACCCUGGCUGGGAGACCCUGAGGCCCCGUGGAAAGACCUGA